UAAAGAUUUUGAAUUUAGUUGGCGUAAAACAGACAACAGCUAUAGACGUGUUGUUGGCGGAAUUAAACGAAACGCGUUAUACGGUUUAAAUACUUGAAAUAUAAAGAAAAAAAUAAGCAGAGAAGCAAUAAAAAAUAUAAAUUAUCUUUAUCAUACAAAAAAAUUAAAAUCAUGUUUAGUUUAAACUUUUGGCGUUUAUUUUUAAAUAUUUCCUUAAUUGGUUUAACAUUUUUUAAUGGAUUAACUCAUGCAAAAGGCACUCACAAAGUUCAUUGUAGUGAAGAUUUAAUGCGCGUGGAAAUUGGCCUGCCAGAACCCAUAACCACAACAGACAGCAGCAGCACCAGCGGCAGUGGCACAAGUAGUGGCAGUGUCAGUAGUAAUAAUGAUAAACCACAAAUCUAUUUGGAAGGCCUUAAGGGCUAUCCAGAUGAACGGUGUCAUCCUGAAAUCAACGGUUCUUUGGCCGUUUUUCGUUUAUCGUUAAGUGAUUUCUAUGAGUGCGGUGUUACACGUAUGGUUAAUCAGUUAACGGGUAAAAAAGUUUAUUACCACAAAAUCAUUAUUGAGUCCACAAAUGGCAAAGAGAUUGUUAGUGUUAAAUGCAUUACCAGUGGUCCGGUUUUUAAUUUAAUGAUGAAUGAAACUAGCCAAGAGCAACCACGUUUUAUAUACCAACAACAGCAACAUGAUCAGUUGCAGCAGCAGUCUCAACAAUUGCAACAUCAUGGCAUUGUUAGACGUGAUGUUUUACCUGCUGGAUUUCAAGAACCAGAAGACAUAGAAAUUACCACCUCUUUAACCAAAAAGGCACCCGAGCCUCGUUUGGCCAUUGGUGUUAGUCAAAAUGGCAAACGUGUUACUGGUGAUCUGACUGUUACACCCGGCACUCCUCUAACCAUGGAAAUUACUUUGGAUCAGGAGUCAGCACCUAUAUAUGGUUUGGGUGUUAAUUAUUUGGAGGUUACCGAUACCAGACUGUUGUCGGAAACUAUUAUUUUUAAGGGCUGCACUGUUGAUCCUUAUCUUUUUGAAAAUUUCAAUACCAUUGAUGGUGAUACCUUGAGUGCUAAAUUUAAGGCUUUCAAAUUCCCCGAUUCUUCGUAUGUUCAAUUCCGCGCCACCGUUAAUGUUUGCCUGGAUAAAUGUCUGGGUACUCAGUGUUCAAAUGGUCAAAUUGGUUAUGGUCGCAGAAGACGUGAUACCUCCGAUGCCAUGAUGACUCCUUUGAUGGAUACAAAUAAAGUUUAUGAAAUUUCAUUGGCCAUGUUUAUUAAGAUUAAUGAUUUGGAGGGUGUUAAUAGAAAUGAAGUCUUGCGCCUUGAGGAAAAACUUCGCGAAUUGAAAUUAGCCAAUCAACGUUUGGCACGCAACAGUCGCGGAAACUUUGAGGAGCCUUUGGUGAAAACUUUCGAACAACUGCCUUUAUCGGUGCCAGCUUUUGUGGUCGAUGAGAAAGAAUUGGAAGAUGCCAGAAAUACGGUUAAUGCAAUAACUUCUACAGGAGCCGUGAUAUUGUCCAUAAUCUUAACAGUUUUAUGUAAAUUUUUGUAAAUAUAAAACAAAAUUAACAAAAAACAAAAAAAAACGAAAACUAAAAUAAAAAAAA
Molecule: messenger RNA, 1609 nt
Organism: Lucilia sericata (common green bottle fly)
Lineage: Eukaryota; Metazoa; Arthropoda; Insecta; Diptera; Calliphoridae
Exons: 7
Coding region: 172-1554 (460 amino acids)
Source: RefSeq, a predicted model, not a curated record